AUCGAGAAGCUUCAACUGCUGAUAAGCUGAGAGAUCUUUUGGAGAUCGAGAUGUUGAAGUCUUCCGACAACUAUGGCAAGCCAGGUGCAGGUGCCCCUAACAAGUCAUCAUCAGGUCGCCGGCUGAUGGUUCGAAAGAGGGUUCAGUUCAGCCACGAUCCCCUCGAACAAAGGAAAAUAUGUCUGAGAGAGUAUUCUGAAGCUAACAAGAAGGAUCUAGAGUUGAAGAGUCUGGAGCUAGAACGCACCCGUGGAGGUGCAGGUGCUCCCGUACUUGACACAGAUGGUAAAACGCUGACGAGGUUUCCUAUAACAAUGAAACGGGAUAACAUGGGAGUUGCAACCUUGAGAGAUCAAGUUGUCACCAACAAGCGCUCCCAAGUCUGGGAGCCGGAGGAGGCGAUGUAUUCUCCCUUUGGUCGUCCAGGAUGUGGAGCUCCCAUGAAGGAUACAGAGGGAAGGAUAGUCGCCGUCUACCAGGGAAAACUCAGGGAUACUGGUUCAGCUGACAAGAUCAGGAAAACGAGAGCUGCUCUCAGCUACAGGAAGGAUCUCCAACAUGAAAUGGAAGAACAGAAGAGGAACAGAGAAGACAUGGAAAACUACAUGAAGGCUCCAGUUGGUGAACUGACAGAGAUCAUGAAAGAGGGACUUGUAGGGAGACCUCGCCGUGACCCCAUCACUGGCACAUUGCUGAACCAACACCUCGCAAACUCUGACAUAUCCAAGCUGAAAAUGAACAAGUCAGAGACCAAGCCGGUGAACUCGAUGAAGGAAUACCACGACUUCCUCACACACCAGGCUCUGGAACGUGAACGCAUCCAAGAAACUGGACAAACUCCGAGACAAUCAGGAAUGGAGACAUCAUCAUGACGUGUUUGGAACUAUGUUCGGCAAGAGGGGAGGUGGUGCACCAAAGGGAGAUAAUCUGAAGAAGGAGAGGCUGGACAACACCCUGUUUUCCCCAAGACGUGAUGCUAAUGGAAAAUUGAUCAUGGACAAAAAGGCUGUUACCGAUUUGGCUGAGCACAAGGCAUAUGUGGGGGGAUCAGAAUGAAGAGUACAGUUCCUCCAAGUUGGGGCAGAGGUUUGUCAAGUCCACCAUUCCCAGCAAGCACUCCAACAUGUACGAGAUCCCUGAAAGAGGACCUUCAAAUCCCUACAGUACUCGGGCCCCCUACGCCAUCCACAACUACUAGGUGUACCUGGAUCUCCACCAGCCAGUGGGAUGCAGCAUAUGGUCAUCAGUGGUCAAACAUCAGCAUGAAAUAAACAAAACUGUCCUUCAAGACUUGUUUAUUGUUUCCAUUUUUCACAAUGGACAAUUGUUGAUUUUGUUAUAUCACAUACUUAUUUACAAACCUUAAGAAGCAAAUUUGUUGACAUUUUGAAAUGUUGCAUUUGUUAGAAGAAAUAAAGUUUCAUAAAUUAGUGUCUAUCUUCUAAACUGUGUAAUAUUCAAUGAAUGGUAGAGGCUCUGAAUAUUGUUUAUUUACUGUUUUGUGUUGUUGAUAUGAUGAACUAUGUUUCAAAACUGUUGACAACAUUUUAAUAUUUUCUAAUACUUUAAAUUUUUGUUUUGUAUUUUGUGAUGUUCAUUAAUAUACCUGAAGCAACAACCACAACCCUAAAUAUGAUACAAUAAAACCUGAUAUCAUCACUAAGCAUUAUUAGUUGAAGGAAGACACUAUAAACGGGUUAAGGAAAGCACUGUUAGGUUAAGGAAAGCAUUAUUAGUUCAAGAAAAGAACUGUUAGGUUAAAGAUAUAUUUGUCAGAUUAAGGAAAGAAUUUUUAGGCGUAAUAUCUUUUGUAAACAAUUAUGGUUUUGUGCACAAUGCAUGGUAAAAUAAUCAAUUUAAAUAAUGCAGUUAAUUUUCAAACAGUCAAACACAUCACAGCUUCACAACCUUUUGUUCAGAUUAUCUUAACAGGAUCCAAUAAGUGAUGUCAUUGAAGGCCUACUGGGUUCUUACAAAACAGGAACAGGAUGUGUUUUGACAUGGGUCUGAGAGCAUGUUAAUUUGGAAUGUGCACUUUUGUCAUACAGUAACUUUGUGAAAGUGGGUUGUAUGUUAGAUACUUACAAGUUUUUAAUAAAACAAAUUUUGCAUUUGUAAAAACUCCAGUUUGUCAUAUGGUUGGUCCUUGAAGUCGGUAUUUAACUUUAAUUAAAUGUUGAUAGUUGUAAGGGUGUUGUGUUCAGUUGUAAGGAAUAUGUAAUUCUUCGUGAAGUAUUAAGGAAUUGUUCUUAUUGUUCAUGUAUUUAAAGAAGAUUCUCACAUUACAAAUCUAAAACCUGAUUCAUCUUCAUCUGUCACUAUUUUGUAUCACCAUUUUCACUGGCAAGCAGGAUUCAUGAUUUCGAGGUCCUUUCAAGUGUAUCCUGUUUGCCUGAAGAGUGCUUUCUUUACAUAACAGUAUUUGUGUGCUAUACGUUUUUAGUGAAACUUUACUUUGGAAUAUUGUUGAUAUUUGUUCAUGUUUAUUAAAUUUUGUGAAAGUGUCUCCAUCAAUUUUAUUCUACACACAAAGUAACUUUAUGCAUGUUGUCAUUUAAACUUGUUUUCUGAUAAAUCUCUGUUAUGAAUUAGGGUGGUACAUGUAUCAUUGAAAAUUUACUAUAUUCACGAAUUUAUACUGAAUUAUGUAUGAAUUUAUAUGUAUGAUGCGUGCAUUGUAUGAUAUCUGUGAACUUUUUACAAAAAGGAAAGCUGUGAUAUACACUCAAAUGUAUAUAUAUUCUGUAUAUAUCCUUAUAUGUUUAUAUGACUAUAUAAUAUUACGUAAGAUACUAUAGUGCACAUAUCUAUCAUGUUAUAUCUGUAUAUGUGAAAAUUAAUUAUUUAUCACCUAUAUGUUUAAAAAAUGAUGUUAUGACUUGCCAGUAAAAUCUCUUGUUCAUAAAAUAAUUUUCAGUCAGUAUCAAGAGCCUCACAUAUUAUACUAUCAAAGAAAUUAUUUUGAUAAAAUGUAUAUUGUGAAAGUAUUUCAUCCUUUAUUUCCUCCUUUAAAGUAUUUAUUCUUGUUGGCUAGGUGACUUCUUGAUUUUAUGUAUUAUUUUUUACAUUUGUAUUUUUCUAUAUAUCUGCUCACUUUUACAAGUCAAGACAUACAAUUACCUGCCAGUAUCAUAAAAUCUUCUCUCAGUACAGGUGGUGGGGUAGCCCAGUGGUUAAAGCGUUCGCUUGUCACCCUGAAGACCCGGGUUUGAUUCCCACAGUGUGUGAAGCCCAUUUCUGUUGUACCACGCCAUGAUAUUGCGGAAAUAUUGCUAAAAGCAGAGUAAAGCCAACUCACUCACUCACUCUUUCCAGUCCAGUACUAUACAACACGAUUUUUACUUGACCAGUAUUGUGUUUUGUUGUGUUGAUCUGAUGUCGUCCGUUAUUUAUUAAGCUGUUUUCAUUUUGAUACAUGUUUCUAUCACAGAUUUAUUAUGUCGCUAUCAACCUAGUCCUGUCAAAUAUAAAUAAAUCUAAAUGAAGUUGUAUUUUCAAAUAAUAAAGAUAGUUUGAAAUUCA
Messenger RNA from Haliotis rubra (blacklip abalone), 3522 nucleotides. RefSeq lists its product as uncharacterized. The record is from RefSeq and is a predicted model, not a curated record. Bases 51 to 872 code for a protein of 273 amino acids. The transcript is spliced from 14 exons. NCBI's taxonomy places the organism in Eukaryota, Metazoa, Mollusca, Gastropoda, Lepetellida, Haliotidae.